AUGUUUACAACUCGACGUGGAUUACUAGCACCACAAAAUACGUUUCUUGAUACAAUUAUACGAAAAUGUGACGGGCAAAAUUCCUGUUUUCUACUCACUAAUGCACGUAUAUUAGAUUUUCCAAUUGUAUAUGUUAGUAAUGGAUUUACAAAUCUAACUGAAUUUGGUCGUAUUGAAGUCAUGCAAAAACCUGGUCUAUGUCCAUUUCUUCAUGGACCACAAACAGAUAAGUCAAUUAUAACAACAUUAGAAAAUGCAUUUAAAGAACAACGAUCCGAACAUGUCGAAAUUAUUCUGUAUAAAAAGAAUUUGACUCCAUUGUGCAUUUUGGUUGAAUUAAUUCCGAUUCGUAAUGAUGAAGAUUUGGUAGUGUUGUUUCUUAUCACAUUUAAAGAUUUGACAGCAUUUCGUCAACCACUCAAAGAAGAAUCUGCUCAGACGUCAGCAUUAGGAGCAUUUGCAGCUGCAAGUGACGCUGGAAGUAGUUGGGGAAAAUUUGCUCGUUUGGUAUUCUCCAUGGUGAAACAAAAAGCUGAAGAUUCAAUCGCAGAGAAUACAGAACACAUAGAUUCUCCACAAGUAAAUGUUGAAAAUGAAACUGUUCAAUGUGCUCAAUUGAAUUCGAAUGAAAAACUAUGUCAACAACAAUCUGUUGAAUCUGAAAAAAAUGUCAACACUGUAAAUGAGUUAACCAAUGAUAAUAACACUAAUACAAAUAAUAGUACAAAUGAUGAAAUCGAAUUAAUCAUUCCAUUCAAUCAAAGAAAUCAACGAAAAUCCACUAAAUCAUGUCAUCUUAUUUCAACAUCAGAUCAUGCUGGCAGUGUAUCAACUAAUUUGAUUAGUAGUAGUUAUUCAAAAUCAUUGAAUAAAUUAGAAUCUGGUGAAUUAAAUUUAACUAAUUUAGAAAUAAAGUCAAAAAGACAUAAAUAUAAUAUAUUUAAGAAACGUACUAACAAAAAGUCAAACCAGGUCAUUACAAAUUCAAAAAAGCUUGUAAAUAUUAAAGGAACAAAUAUAAAUGGUGAUGUAGAUGAUCUUUUUAGUAAUCAAUGGUCCGCUCCUGAAUCAGUUCCACGUUACCGUCCAGAACCGCCAUGUCCACCGAAACAUGUACUUCUACACUAUUCAGUUUUUCGAAUAGUCUGGGAUUGGACGAUCCUAUUGCUUACUGGUUACACAGCUAUCAUUGUCCCACUGAGAGUUGCAGUUAUUCCUCGACCAGCGUGGAUUCCUUCUUCUGAAUCGUUAGCUUUACAAACAAAUAAUCAAAAAGAAUGGAUCCAUCCAACAACUUUGGAACUGUUAACUAUAACCGAUGCGAUUAUUGAUAUUAUUUUUGGUGUAGAUAUUGUAUUAAAUUUUCAUACAUCUUUUGUUGGAGCUGGAGGUGAAGUAGUUGCUGAUCCUCCAGUUAUUCGAAUGAACUAUUUGAGCGGUUGGUUUACAUUAGAUUUAUUGGCUUGUCUUCCAUAUGAAAUAUUGAAAUAUUGUUGGCCUGUAGAUAACACAGAAGUCUAUUAUCUGAUGGAUGCAUUGCGUAUAGUUCGAUUAUUACGGAUAGGACGUGCAGCUAGACGAAUUGAUCAAUACUUAGAAUAUGUAUCCACUUUAUUAUUAUUAAUGAUUCUAUGCUUUUUUCUAUUGGCACAUUGGUUUGCUUGUGCAUGGUAUGCUGUUGGUAUAUUUGAUUUAGAAAAUAAAAUAUACUAUGGUUGGAUACCAAGAAUUUAUAAUGAUUCAUUGAAACCACAAAAUUGGGAAGAAUUUACAUUAUAUGAUCAUAGUUUAACAGAAUCUAUGACAAAUUUGAAUAAAACACAAUUAUUUAAUCAACAUAUUACAAGUGUACAUAGUUCAUUAAUGAAUUUUGCAUCAAUUAAUACUGAUUCACAAUCAACACCAUCAUCACAUACAACAUCGUCAUCAUCAUCAUCAUCAUCAGCAGCAGCAGCAGCAGAAUCAUCAGUAACAUUGAAAAAUCAAUUUUUCUCAUCAAAUAACUUUACCAAUUGUUCAAUUCAUAAAACAUGUGUAAAUAAGACUGCACAAAAUGAUACAACUCUAGGUUUAGAUCAGCAAGAAUACAAACAAAGCAAUGUUUAUCCAAUUUCGCCAACAAAUUUACCAUUACAAAAUUUUCGAGAGAAAUGGACUGCUUAUAUUACAGCACUUUAUUUUAGUUUAUCAUUACUUACAACUAUUGGAUUUGGUAAUGUGGCAGCUUUUACAGAAAGUGAAAAAUUGUUAUCAAUUUGUUGUAUGCUUAUAGGUGCUUUGGUAUAUGCUACUAUAUUUGGUAAUGUAACAACUAUUGUUCAACAAAUGUAUGCAACACGUACAAGAUAUAAUGAAAUGAUGAAAGGUGUAAAAGAUUUCUUAAAAAUUCAUGAAGUUCCAAGAGAGUUAGGUGAACGUGUUAUUGACUAUAUCACAUCAUCUUGGUCAGUAACCAAAGGAAUUGAUACAGUGAAAGUAUUAAAUUAUUGCCCUAAAGAUAUGCAAGCUGAUAUUUCUGUUCAUCUGAACCGUUGUGUUUUCAAUAGUCAUGCCGCGUUUCGUUUAGCAAGUGAUGGUUGUCGACGUUCAUUAGCUGUGAACUUUCAAACAUUACACACAGCACCAGGUGAUUUAAUAUGUCAUCAAGGUGAAAGUGUUGAUCAGUUGUGUUUUAUAGCAAGUGGUACUCUAGAAGUGUUGCAAGAUGAUGAAGUGAUAGCAAUACUCGGUAAAGGUGAUGUUUUUGGUGAUCCAUUGUGGAAGAAUACAGUGUCUGUACCGGCAGCAGCAAGUGUUCGAGCAUUGACUUAUUGUACUUUGCAUACAAUACGACUGGAUCGUCUACGAGUUGUCUUAAACUUUUAUCAUGCAUUCGCGAAUAGUUUCACACGAAAUUUAGAGUUAACUUAUAAUUUAUGCAAUAGAGUAAUAUUUCGAAAGUUGUCUGAUGUAAGACGUGAAAUGGAACUUUCACUGAGAAGAAACAAAGAGCCACCAUUGAGUGCAUUGCCAGCAAGUCAUCCAGUGAGAAAAUUGAUUUCUCGAUUUCGUCGAUCAAGUCAAGUUGGAGAUUUAUCUUCUAGACAAUAUUUGGGUACAAUUGUUUCAUGUCACACAUCGUUGGAUGGUUCAGAAUUUGAAAAUUCUAGUAUUUCUGAUAUAGUGGUCAAUAGUACUGCUGAAAAAUCAGGUUCAAUUUGUAAAAGUCCACUUCCAGACCACGAAGCUAACAUGUAUUCAAGUAAUGAUCCAAAAAAUACAACUCCAGUAUCCUGUCCCAUUCAAAUAAUUCACAAGAAUUCUAUUGAUUCACAACCACAAUCAGAACCUUCUAUUGUUGUUGCAAACAGUCUACUGAAAAGUCAAAAUCCUGCCAGAAAAUGGGCUCGUCUUAUUUCUAAAGUUACACAACCUCCGUUACAUAAUCUAAAUGAAGAACCAAAUGAAGAUUCAAGCCGUUUACCACCGACACAUGAAAAAGAAUCAAAAAAUUUACCAGAAACUCACUUACCAAUAAAAUCUUUAGAUGAGCAAAAUAUUACGUCUACACCAAUUACUACAACUUUGCCAUCAACUACAGAUCGAAAUGCUGUCAUCACUUCAACACAACCAUCGAUAGCACAUAUAUCAUCAGUAAAUACAAUUAGCACAAUGUCAACAACGAAUUCUAGCAAUACAACACCAAGUAUACCAUGUCAUGAUAUGCAUAGAAUUGAAUUAAAUAUUGAAAAAUGUUUAAAUAAUUUCCAUGUAAAACUUAGUCAACAAAUACAUGAAAUUGUUAAACGAUUAGAUAAUUUGGAAGGACAAGUUGUAGAAUUACGUAAUACUUUUCCUAGUGCUGGUAACACAAAUAUAACUGUUUCAAAAGUUGGUAAUUCACAAUCGAACACUAUCAGAUCAACAAACAAUGAUAAUAAUAAUAAUAACAAUGAUUGUACCGCGGCGAAUCAUUUUUCAAAGAAUUGUAUUAAAUAA
Molecule: messenger RNA, 3978 nt
Organism: Schistosoma turkestanicum
Lineage: Eukaryota; Metazoa; Platyhelminthes; Trematoda; Strigeidida; Schistosomatidae
Source: the annotation of a GenBank genome assembly